GCCGGACCCGACGCGGAGCUUUAUUUUCUGUCUCUAGACGCUGACCCAGCGCUUUAUUUCAAAUGAAGCGACCUUUCAUUCAACUAAUAAGUUUUUAUACGUGAUAUAACAGCUGUCUUCGCCAUGAGCUGCUUGGAUGUCAUGUAUCAAGUUUAUGGUCCACCUCAGCCGUAUUUUGCCGCCGCAUACACACCUUAUCACCAUCAGAAACUGGCAUUUUACUCGAAAAUGCAAGAAUCUCCAGAAACAGUGAGUGGGAGCAGCUCUUCUUUUUCCAAUCUCUCCGGGCCACCCAUAAAAGAGGAAGACUGUGGCCGGGAGAAAGAUCACCCGCCGGAGGCGGAGUACAUCAGCUCCAGAUGUGUGCUUUUCACCUAUUUUCAAGGGGACAUCAGUUCGGUGGUGGAUGAACAUUUCAGUCGUGCUUUAAGUCAGUCUAGUAGUUACGCACCUGGAUCUACAAACAGCAAGACGGCAAGAGGCGCAGCAUCCUGGAGAGAUGGAUCAUUCCCUAUGAGCCAGAGAAGUUUUCCUCCUUCCUUCUGGAACAGUGCUUAUCAGCCCUCAGUCGCAGCAUCUCUCAGCAGCGCAUUAGGUUCAUCCCACACAGACCUUCCCUUCCCGACAGACCCGUACUCCAGCGCAUCUCUACACAGCCACCUUCACCAAACCACCCCAGAGCCCUGGCACCCAUCCCACCACCAUCACCCAUACUCGCUCAGCGGAGCCAUCGGCACUCAAGGGUCCACUUACCCCCGGCCCUCCGUGCAUGACAUGUACGGGACGCAUUUUGACCCCCGUUACAGCUCACUGCUCGUGCCCUCAGUUCGGCCGCAUAGACUUCCUUCCGCAACGGUGCCUGCACCGGGAUCCUCACCCUGUGACAUCAGCAAGAGCGAAGCAGGCAGCUCGGGAUGGACCGGAGCUUUUACAGCGACCAGCUCUGAUAUGAGUCUGAACAUGGAUACAGGUCUACAGAGCCAAGAUAAGAGCAAGGACUUGUACUGGUUUUAAAGCCCUGCGGCCACUUCUUUUUCUCCGCUGGCUUGUCUUUCUUUGGCUUUUCUGUAACAGAUUCUCAUCUCACUUGCAGCUCGGCGCUACAAGCUCUGCAGCGGGACCAUCCUAAGCUGAAAGUGGAGUAAAAAAAACAAAACUCUCCAUUGAGAGGAGCAAACGUACUGUAUUGGUGUGACUAACAGCUGCUCAAUCCCUCCCCCAAACUUCAGCAAAAACUGACCCAAAUCAGGUUUAAAUAUGGACUAGGUUCCUUCAGGAGGACAUUUGAGAGCCAAAAUGGCAAAAAAGUAAAUGAAGACUUUUUUUUUUUUGACCAGAACUGAGAUGUUUUGACGAGAGAGCAGCAUUCCCGAUCAUCUCUGGGUUAUUUGAAGCCGCUUGACUCUAUCUAUAUUGCUUUCAGCACCUGUCAUGGACAACUGUUGUGGAACUUAACAGGCACAGUGCGCCGUUUGACCGAGCGAGAGCCCUGGAUUUCACAAAAGAGCCGUUUUGUUGUAGCUGGACACACGGCGAAAAGGAACAACUGGUUUGGCUUCUUUUUUUUUGUAUGGUGGCAUGUUGUGAAUUCAACUGGAAUUAGAUACACCAGCCCGAUCUCAUGAGGAAAUGUAACUACAGUUGAAGUCAAAAUUAUUCGGCCUUUUUCAAAUAUUUCCCAAAUUAUGUUUAACAGAGCAAGGAAUUUUUCACAGUAUUUCCUAUAAUAUUUUUUCUUCUGGAGAAAGUCUGAUUUUUAUUUCAGAUAGAAUAAAAGCAGUUUUUAUUUUGUUUAUAAUCAUUUUAAGGUCAAUAUUUUUAGACCUCUUAUACAAUAUUUUGUUUUUCGAUUGUCUACAGAACAAACCCUUAUUAUACGAUGCCUUUAAGCCCUUAAUUUGCACUUUAAGCUGAAUACUAGUAUCUUGAGAAAUAUCUAGUAAAAUAUUAUGUGCUGUCAUCAUGGCAAAGAUAAAAGAAAUCAGUUAUUGAAAGUUAGUUAUUACAAUUAUUAGGUUAAGAAAUGUGUUGAAAAAAAUAUUUCUGUUAAACAGAAAUUGGGGGAAAAAAAAAAUAUACAGAAAGAGCUAUCAAUUCUGACUUCAACUGUAUUUAAUGGAUUGUCCCACAAACCCUACCCCUCAUUAUACGAUGGGCAAAUCAUACUAAGGUGUACAAUGAGAAUGUACAAAUUAGCCACAAAAUCAACAAGUUACAAAUUGCCAGGAGAUGGUGUUGGACACACACCAUUAAGCUGUGCUGUAUAUAUUUUAUGUGUUUUAGUGUGUCCAGUGCUACAUGUAAAGAUCAAAGAGCAUGUCAGGAAUAUUUGUACUUUUUUAUGAAACACUUUUUUUUGUUAUUGUCAACUUGGCCCAAAGUAUACUUCAAUUUAUUUUACACGGUCACAUGCACAGCCUUUCAACAUACUCUGUCUGAUGGUGUGUGCAAACACUUGCGUUCUCUCUCUAAAAAAAAAGUGACAAAAAAAUGACAUUCAUUAAUUUUCCUGCGCCUUAGUUUCUAUUUCAGAGGUUGACACAGCGGAGUGAACCGCCAACUAUUGCUGCAUUUGUUUUACACAGCGUAUGCCCUUUCAAUCGCCACCCACCAUUGGGAAACACCAACCUCUUUCACACACUAUGGACAAUUUAGUUUAUUAAAUUCACAGAGCAUGUCUUUGGACUGUGGGGGAAACCGGAGCACCCCGAGGAAACCCACACCAAAACAGGGACAACAUGCAAAAUCCACACAGAAAUGCCAACUGACCCAGCCGGGACUCAAACCAGCAACCUUCUUGCUGUGAACUGACAGUGCUAACCACUGAGCCACCAUGCUGCCCAAAAACAUGACAUUGUACUUGAAAAUAGUACAUGAAAUUUACCCAAAAUAGAGUCACAAUCAACAUUUAAUAACUCAACAUAAGCACUAAGUCAACAUCUUUAUGUUCAAUUUUUUUAAAUGGAUAGUUCAACCAAAAUGAAAAUUCUGUCAUCAUUUACUCACCCUUUACUUUGUUUUCUUGGUAAACACAAUUGUUUCUUUCUUGUUGAACGCAACAGAUAUUUUGAAAAAAGCCUGAAACCUUUAGCCAUUGAUUCAAUGAUAACUAUGAAAGUCAAUGGUUACAGGUUUUCAGCUUUACUUCAAAAUAUCUUUUGUGUUCAACAGAAGAAAUAGGCUCAUGAACGUUUGGAACCACUUGAGGGUAAGUAAAUAGUGAGUAAAUUUUUAUUUUUGGGUUAUAUAUCCCUAUUAACAAUGGCCUGGUUCGGUGUUGUCGUCUUGUGGACAAACUAAAGCAAACAAUUAAAAAGUGCAAAAAUCAGGCACUGCGCAGUGUUCUGAUUGCAAAAUUUGAGUCACACUGUACACCGAUCCUUAUAAACGUGUAAAAAACUGAAAUGUUUUUGUUUUCAAAGCGCAAAAGUAUACAUGUGGUAUGUUAGCAUACACAGUCAUUCAAAGUAUCCUCUAUUACAGUGUUUCUCAACCAUGUUCCUGGAGGGCCACCAACACUGCAUUUUUUGGUCUCCUUUGUCUGUCACACCCAUUACAGGUCGUUCAGUCUCUGCUAAUGAGCUGAUGAUCUAAAUCAGGUGUGUUUGGUUAAGGAGACAUGGAAAUGUGCAGAGCUGGUGGUCCUUCAGGAACGUGGUUGAGAAACACUGCUCUAUUAGACAGUGUGCACAAACAACCGCACUUUACACAUUUGCACUAGAAAUAUUCAUCUUGAUCCAGUUUCUGAAUUCUUUUAUCUUAAAAUUUUGAAGAACUUCAGAUAUGUCGUUGCACUCGUUUGAAUUGGAUAUCUAUUAAUUCCCUCACACUAGCAGUCUUCAAUGUGGGAAUCCUGUUUUUACUGUCCUCAUUUUGUAGUUGUUUUUGUCUCAAUGUGACUGCAGUUCAUUACUUUUUUAUAUAUUGGUGUGUUUUAGUAUAAUGUGGUCAUGCCGCCGAUAAUUGUGGGUAGGUUCAGGUGCAGGGUUAGGAAAUAUUAAUUUGAUUAUUUAUCAUAAAAUUUUCGUUCGGACGAUUUGAAAGGCCAAUACAUUUAGGGGGGCCCCAGAGACAUUAUCAUGGGCCUGCGCCAAUAACCCUCCACCACCCCCCCGUCAUAUCGUAGUCCAACCCCCCACCCCGUUCUUCACUUUCAGCCGCGAUACCAACAACCCCCCAGUCUUCAAUUUCAGCCGCGAUAUCAAUACCCCCCAACACCUCAGCACCCACGCCACCGCUCUUCACUUUCAGCCGCGAUACCGACUAACAACCCCCCCAUUCUUCACUUUUAGCCGCGAUACCAUACCGACGCAUCUCCGAGUUAUGCAAUAACAGCUUGCAUCAUUAGGCUGCAUCCAGAUACUUUUAAAAAAAAGCAGCCCUGUAAUGUUGGGGUAGUG
Messenger RNA from Danio aesculapii, 4400 nucleotides. RefSeq names its product vestigial-like family member 2a (gene vgll2a). NCBI's taxonomy places the organism in Eukaryota, Metazoa, Chordata, Actinopteri, Cypriniformes, Danionidae. The record is from RefSeq and is a predicted model, not a curated record. Gene Ontology annotation, cellular component: nucleus. The transcript is spliced from 4 exons. Gene Ontology annotation, biological process: regulation of transcription by RNA polymerase II. The coding region runs from base 124 to 1014 and encodes 296 amino acids.